This is a messenger RNA of Drosophila eugracilis, 3993 nucleotides long. RefSeq names its product ER degradation-enhancing alpha-mannosidase-like protein 2 (gene Edem1). Bases 363 to 3317 code for a protein of 984 amino acids. Gene Ontology annotation, biological process: mannose trimming involved in glycoprotein ERAD pathway; endoplasmic reticulum mannose trimming; carbohydrate metabolic process. Gene Ontology annotation, molecular function: mannosyl-oligosaccharide 1,2-alpha-mannosidase activity; calcium ion binding. The record is from RefSeq and is a predicted model, not a curated record. NCBI's taxonomy places the organism in Eukaryota, Metazoa, Arthropoda, Insecta, Diptera, Drosophilidae. The transcript is spliced from 3 exons. Gene Ontology annotation, cellular component: endoplasmic reticulum; membrane.
CAGGCAUAGCCGUUCAUUUAACGGUUUCGUGAUACACGUAUCCUAUCCAAUAUUAUUAUAAAUAUUUUCUUGUUGAAAUUUUUGUUGAGACUUAAUUCUCUUACCAUAAAUAAGGGUAUUUUAAAGUCAGCCUUAUUAGAGCUUGCAAAAAAUAUUUAAAAUAAAAAAGUAGGCAACAAGUAAUGUAAAGUAUAACAAAUAGAGUAUUUCGAAAACGAUGCUAUCGUGCCAAAUUUGCAUUGUUGUGAUUUUGCGACAACGUUGCCGCAUUUGACAUCCACAUACCCGCAUCCACGCUGGCUAUGGGGCACUGACCAUGCCUAUAAUUGAAUUAGCGGUCCUGAUUGAUUGAUUGUCUCACAAUGCAGCAGCAGAUUACCCCAAACGCCGGCUAUCCAUGUAUCCUGAUCUGCGUGUUGCUUCUUCUGCUGACCACCGGUGUCAACUGUCAGAAGCAGUACUCCAAGGCGAGAAAGUUGGAGCUAAGGGAGGAUGUGCGCCGAAUGUUCCAACACGCCUACGAGGGCUAUUUGCGCCACGCUUCCAAUUAUGAUGAGCUGCGCCCCCUGACCUGCGACGGCCAUGACACCUGGGGCAGCUACUCCCUUACCUUGAUCGACGCUUUGGAUACGCUGGCCACCAUGGGCAACUUCACGGAAUUCCGGCGCGUUACCCGGUUUCUCGAGGAGAAGAUGAAUUUCGAUCGGGACAUUAAUGUAUCCGUCUUCGAGACGAACAUCCGCAUUGUCGGCGGCCUGCUGUCCGCGCAUCUGCUCUCCAAGAGGGCGGGCAUCGAGUUGGAAGAGGGUUGGCCCUGUAAGGGUCCACUGCUCCGCCUGGCGGAAGAUGUCGCUCGGCGUUUACUUCCAGCUUUUGACACAAAUACGGGAAUGCCUUAUGGCACAGUGAACUUACGCUACGGCGUACCCAAGGGGGAGACAUCCGUUACCUGCACGGCCGGCGUGGGGACCUUUCUUAUCGAAUUUGGCACCCUUAGCCGGUUAACCGGGAACAGCAUUUACGAGGAGGUUGCUAUGCAGGCGGUACAUGCACUCUGGGGUUAUCGUUCGCCGAUUGGACUUUUCGGGAACCACAUCGACGUGCAAAGCGGACGGUGGACCGCCCUGGACUCAGGAAUUGGAGCUGGAGUUGAUUCUCUGUUUGAAUACCUGGUUAAAGCAUCUGUACUGCUUAAUCGCCCUGAGCUAUUGGAGCUGUUUCACGAGGCUCGCGCGGCCAUAGAUAAGUAUAUGCGCAAGGAGGACUGGUAUGUGUGGGUGGGCAUGAACAAGGGCCACGUCACCCUUCCCGUCUUUCAGUCUCUGGAGGCCUUUUGGCCUGGAAUCCUUAGCAUAAUUGGGGAUACAGAGCCGGCACUGCGCACCAUUUCAAGAUACAUUGGAGUCUGGAAGAAGUACGGCUUUCUACCAGAGUUCUACAACAUUGCUGCAGGAGAGGCUUCACCGAAUCGGGAGGUAUAUCCCCUACGGCCUGAGCUGAUCGAGUCAGCCAUGUAUCUCUACCGAGCAACGGGAAAUGAGUACCUUCUGGAGCUCGGGGAACAUAUGCUAGAGACUCUAGAGUUCAGCGCCAAAACGAAGUGCGGAUAUGCAACAAUCCGAAAUGUUGUUACCCAUGAGAAGGAGAACCGAAUGGAAUCGUUCUUCCUAGCGGAGACGAGUAAGUACUUGUAUCUCUUAUUUGACGAAGACAACUUCCUGCACAACGAUGGCUCUGGAGGCGAGCUCCUCUCCACCGAGGAUGAUGUAUGCGUUGUUAUGGCGGGUGCUUAUAUUUUUAACACAGAAGCCCACCCCAUGGACAUGUCAGCCCUGCACUGCUGCCACGCGCACAAGGAGGACAUCUACGCCACACUAGAUCUACAGCGUUUUAGUCCACGUGCGAUAUUCGGGAGAAGCAGGGAACGUCAGGUCGCGGUUCAGGAUCAAUGGGUACCGCAGUGUCACCCAGAAAACUACGAGUACUAUUAUAAGGAGCAGGAUAAUGUACAACGACAAGAAUCUGGAAGAGAGCAAGGACGCGAGCAGUCCGGCUCAACUACUACGAUGGCCGUAGACAUUGAGGUGUUCGACGAGUUUCAGCAGCCUGCCGGCGAUGUGCUGGUGAGCAACUUCGAGCGAAUACGUGAGGAGCGGGAGCUCAACGAGAGCCUUCAAAGAAGCGAGGUGCCACGUAAUCAGUUAACAGUCAGCGAUCUAGAUGAAUUCUUUACCCAGCGGCGGGAUAAUUUCGGCAGUGCCUCUGAGGCUCUCAACUAUGUUCUCGCCUUUAUGGGAAACUACACCAUGGACGUGGCCUUCAUCAGAGGUCUGCAACUAUACAAUACUAAUUUCAGUAGCGUGCUAGGCACAGGUGCCCAAAAGGAGUACGAGUCACGUAUGAGAUCUCUUUGGCAGUUGUACGAACUGGAACAGCAAUACGCCGCCAACAUCAGGCUGAUCCAGGGAUUAGGCUUGCUUACUUUCCAGGCGGACAGUGAGCGGAUGCGUAUUUACUUGGCAGAGGUGUUGGACAGCCUAGAUAAACAAGAUCAGUUGGAGGAGCAGCAUCCCCAAGAUCUUCAGCCAAGAGUCGCCAAUGCCUCCUCGUCCCAAUUAGCCAAUAUAAGAGAAAUAAUUCUUAAAGCACGCAAUUCUUAUGCCAUAGCCAUGGUAAAUACCACGGCCAUGCAGGAAUUUGCCAUCCGCAUCUACCUCAGUGGCACAGCGGAGGCUGGCGUACGCAUUCACCCAUUGCUGGAACCUGCAGAACUAACUCAGGAAGAGCGUUUAAGGCCUCUAAAGUUGGCGGAGGAGCGGGCCCUCUUCAGCUACACCCGUCGAAUUGUUGACUUUCGGAAACGAAUGGCGGAAACAGUGGACCGGCUGCAAACGCUUAUGCAGGAUAUGCCACAAGACAAGAGUAAAGAGACCGCUGAAGAUUCUCAACUUCAAAAAGUGGAUGCGUCUACAGUGUACGCUCAAACCGAAGCUAAAGAGACUGCAAAGAAGGAUCAGCAGGAGCAGAAGUUGGCAACUAAGAAGCCAAUCCGAAUUCAAAAGGAGAAGCCAACAGAAGAGGACUCAGGAUCGGGACAAGACGAGACCGGCUCCGUGUGGUCGCAGUUCGUGCAGACCAUCUUGCGUAAAACCACAGUACAGCGGGUCAAGUUCGACGAGGCUGUGCUCCUGGAAAAGACGCGGAAAGCGUUGGAAAAGCACGCCCACAAGAAGCUGCCCCACCAUCUGUUCGCCUGCCACCGGCCGGAAUACAUUGAGGGUUUCGCAUAUAGGGACUUCUAUCCGGAAGCGCUGUAGUUUUACAACCACCUCGACAACUAAACACGACUGAUCUGUAGAUAUGUAUUUAGUUAGUAAAGGGGUAUUCGCUUUGGUGGCUGGUAAACCCUAAGAUAAUUCUCAAAAAGCUUUCAUUCCCAAUCGCAAUAUAUGGGUGUACCUCAAACUCGCAAGAGAACUAUUUUCUCAAAGAGUUCCCUAGAAUGUUAACAAGCAUUUUAGUUUUAUAGCUGGAAAUAAUAUUUAGUAUUUCUUAAGUUUUACUUUUUUUACUGAAAAUACACUAAGUUCUAUGUAAUAUUAAAAGACAUGGUCAAUAAGAAGUAAACCUUAUAUCAAGUCUCUAUAGUCCUUGUAUUCCAAAUUUUUCUCAAUUUUUACAGGCGAUUUCAUAAAGCUCAGAUGACUUAGAAAAAUUUUAGAUAACCAACCAUGAAUUGAAGUUUAAAGACCAAAUGCGAAUACCCUUUUAGCGUGCCAAGCGUCAAGUGGCUCCACUUGUUCCGGCAAUUAAUUUAUUAAUAUACACUUAAAUCACCCAUAUUUUUCGUGGUUCCCUGAAGAUAUUACCACGGCCUAUACGUAUUUAUAUCUAUAAUAAUCGUAUUUAGGAAUCGUGUGUUUGAGUGUGCGUGUAAACUAUUUGCAAUGACUGUUGUUGGCUGUAUUGUAAUUAAAUUGAUUUAUUUCCGUA